Monomorium pharaonis (pharaoh ant) is the source of this 1335-nucleotide messenger RNA. RefSeq lists its product as uncharacterized. The transcript has 2 exons. Bases 442 to 912 code for a protein of 156 amino acids. The record is from RefSeq and is a predicted model, not a curated record. Gene Ontology annotation, cellular component: nucleus. Lineage: Eukaryota; Metazoa; Arthropoda; Insecta; Hymenoptera; Formicidae.
AUUAUAGAUUGUAGGUACUUAUUAUUAAUUCAAGAAAUAACAAAUGCUUUUUAGUCAAAGCAGUUCUUGAUGCUAAUAAUAAUUAUAACUAAAUUUUUCAGUUUUAUAGACUGUGUGCCAAUACGGUUUAUUCUAAGGUAAUCUUUCGCAAUAAGUUUUUUUACAGUUUUUUAUAUGCUCUUAGAGCGAUUAUAUCUGAUGAUUAAAUGAAUGUGAUAUUAUUUCUAGCCUUGGUUUUGGAUUGCGUUUCAAGUCCGACAAACCAUAUUGGCAUGCAGUCUAUAGAACCGAAAAAUUUAGUUAUAAUUAUUAGCAUCAAGAACUGCUUUGACUGAAAAGGCAUUUAUUGUUUCUUGUAUUAUUCAACUAUUAGCCGAAAUAUUUAUUUAAUUAUUGUUUAUUAUUAAUUACUUUUUAUACAAAUAUUAUUCUGUAUUUUAGAUGGAUAACUUACAAAGAAAAAAGAGAAGUGCAAACAUUACAAACGAACAAAGAAGUUUAUUAAUUGAAUAUAUGAAGAAGCAUCCACAACUAACACAUGGAAAAUUUUCGACAUCUUUUACAUUAAAAGAUAGUAUACAUUUGUGGAAUGAAAUUACACACAUUUUGAAUGCAGUUAACGGAGCUAAAAAAGAUUGGAAAGGUUGGCGAAAGUGUUGGCAUGAUUUUCAAUCACGCAGUAAGAAGAAAUUUUCAACUAUAAAACAGUCUAUGGCAAAAACGGGUGGUGGUACAAUAAGUGCUGAGUCAUUAACUACACAAGAAGAACAAGUUUUGGACAUAAUGUGUCCAACCAGCAUUACAGGACAUCCUGAAAUAAAAGAAUCUACUGUUAAUAUAUUGGAGGAGGUUCCAGAGGUAAGACAAAAAGUAUUAUAUAUUUUUGUUAUUAAUAUUUAUUAUACAAUAUAAUACACACUAAAUAGAUUUGGUUAAUGUUAUACAUUUUCAUAAUAAUACAAAUUUAGAAAUUUUAUAUAUAUACAUUUAUGUAUUUUAUAACACUAACAACUUAAAAUUUUAAUAAGUAAAAUGUUUAUGUGCUUUACAGGAAGAAAUAAUGGAAGUCGAAUUUUUGGAUGAAGAUGAAGAAUAUGUCUUAAACGUUAAUAAGAAUCCAGAUACAGAUCCAGAUACAGAUAGUAGUGCCUACAAUAUGUCACAAACAAAUCAAACAAAUAUUGACAAUGAAUAUACACAGAAAUUAGUAAGUGGAAAAAGAAAUAUUGCUAGCACAUCAAGGAAUUAUACUGAUGUUAAAAAAUCUACUAUUAAAUUUGAUAAACCGAUUAAAGAAAAUAGAAUUUUGCUAAAUAAAAUUAAUUCAAUACAAAA